ACGUUUUGUAUUAUCAUGAAUGCCUCAUAAACGUAGAGCUAUUCAAAUGAGGUUAAAAGAGGGACAUAAUGGAACUAUCGUUAUUCUUUGACCCGGCAUUCAGCUUGUUCAGUUGUAAAAGUACUGGGUAUAGGAGGCUGAACAACAAGCAUGUCUGAUAGGCCUAAAUCCAACGUUAAAGGAUUGCUGCAGCGCAUUAAUGAUGGUGAGACCAUCAUUGUAGCAGAGGGUUACAUUUUUGCUUUUGAGCGUAUGGGCUACCUCAAGGCUGGGCCGUUCACCCCUGAAGUUGUAGUGGACCAUCCCGAGCUUGUACGUCAGAUGUACAAGGACUUCGUGCGCGCAGGAAGUGACGUAGUCCAAGCCUUUACGUAUUACGGAAAUAGACACAAGAUGGGGGUCGUCGGCCGAAGCGACGAUCUCGAGAAUCAGAAUCGUCUCGCUCUUAAGAUGGCCCGAGAGGUCGCAGAUGAAACUGGAACACUCAUGUGUGGUGAUCUCAGUAACACAUUCGUCUACCAAUCCGAUAAUGAUGAAGCUAUAAAGAACACAAAGGAUAUGUUCAAGGAGCAAGUUGCGUGGGCCGUUGACGAAGGGGCCGAUUACAUAGUAGGUGAGACCUUUGCGUACGUCGGAGAGGCACUACUUGCAGUCGAGUCCAUCAAAAAAUAUGGAAAAGGAGUUCCUGCGGUUAUCACGCUGUCGUCACACGUGAAAUACGACGAAGAGGGCCGAACUUGCACACUCGAUGGGGUCGAAAUGAAUGAGGCGCUUCGACAGCUGGCCGAGGCAGGGGCUGAUGUGGUUGGAUUCAACUGCACACGGGGGCCAGAGACAAUCAUGAAAUUGGUCGAGAGUGCCUCAAAAGUUGGACUAAAGGUCCCAUUAGCUGUUCUCCCUGUGGUUUACAGAACGACAGACGAGUACCCAUCUUUCUCUUCCAUCCCGGACCCAAAGACAGGUGAAAGAGCCUUCCCCGACAUGGACUGCCUCUUGUGCUCACGAAGAGAAGUCGUCGCGUUCGGGCAACACUGUGCCAAGCUGAAAAUACCGUACGUGGGGCUAUGCUGCGGCAACGCCCCUCACUACACACGAGUACUUGCCGAAUCGUACGGCCGUCGCCCGAUGGCCUCCAAGUACUCGCCCGAUAUGACGAUGCAUGGGUGGUUAGGAACAAAGAAAGAAGUCGUCAAUGACCAUUAUUCUUCAGCCUACAAGACUUUCGAAAAGGAUAACUUUUAGUGCAGUUAUCAGGUUAAUUUGUGAUUCGAUUGGUACUAAUUUUUUUUAUCAUGGUAUGGUCUAGUCGGUCUGCAGGCACAGAUUCAUAUUUGACAUUUAAUGUUACACUUAUACGGCGCAUUACAUUGACAUUUUAAUGUGCUUUACAAUAACAUUAAACUGUAUAUUUUUUCAAGUUUUGCAUCCCUGUUGUCCUACAUACCAAACUUUCAAG
This is a messenger RNA of Lytechinus variegatus (green sea urchin), 1456 nucleotides long. Its product is annotated as betaine--homocysteine S-methyltransferase 1-like. The transcript is spliced from 7 exons. Gene Ontology annotation, molecular function: methyltransferase activity; zinc ion binding. The record is from RefSeq and is a predicted model, not a curated record. NCBI's taxonomy places the organism in Eukaryota, Metazoa, Echinodermata, Echinoidea, Temnopleuroida, Toxopneustidae. The coding region runs from base 151 to 1242 and encodes 363 amino acids.